AUGGUUGGUACUUACGACCCCAAUUAUCAAACCCUUGCCGGUUUGAAUAAUGAAGACAUCUUUAAGAAGAAGGAACCGGGAGGUGGUGGUGGCGGAGCUUUUGGCGGCGGUGGAGAAGCCUUCGACGGAGGAGGAGUUGGUGGGGGUGGCUUUGGUGGAGGUGGUGGGUUUGGUGGAGGUGGUGGGUUUGGUAAAGGUGGUGGGUUUGGUGGAGGUGGUGGGUUUGGUAAAGGUGGUGGGUUUGGUGGAGGUGGUGGUGGAGGAGGGAUUAGAGCACCAGAGCCUGGAGGAAAGAAGAUGGCUGCUACCUUUGAUCCCAAUUAUCAGACUCUGGCUGGCUUAAACAAUGAGGAUAUUUUUAAGAAAAAGGAAACAGGAGGUGGUGCAGGUGGAGGAUUUCGAGGUGGUGGAGGAUUUGGUGGAAAUGACGAUUUCGGAGGCGGUGGUUUUGGAGGAGGACCAAAACAAAUACGGGCGCCCAAAGCAGGAGGUCCAAAAAUGGCAGCCACUUUUGAUCCCAACUACCAAACUCUCGCUGGAAUGAAUAAUGAAGACGUGUUCAAGCCAAAAGUAGUAAUUUUACUUUACUUUAUAUUAGAAUAUGAGGAAACAGGAGGUGGUGCAGGUGGAGGAUUUGGUAGAAAUGACGAUUUCGGAGGCGGUGGUUUUGGAGGAGGACCAAAACAAAUACGGGCACCCAAAGCAGGAGGUCCAAAAAUGGCAGCCACUUUUGAUCCCAACUACCAAACUCUCGCUGGAAUGAAUAAUGAAGAC
Strongylus vulgaris is the source of this 774-nucleotide messenger RNA. The record is from the annotation of a GenBank genome assembly. Lineage: Eukaryota; Metazoa; Nematoda; Chromadorea; Rhabditida; Strongylidae.